This is a messenger RNA of Vitrella brassicaformis, 465 nucleotides long. The record is from the annotation of a GenBank genome assembly. NCBI's taxonomy places the organism in Eukaryota, Vitrellaceae.
CGAGUUCAACGAGCUUUAUCAGAAGACGCGCACGCGCAAAUCGGAGUCAGAAGCGGUGGAGCUGUUCAUUGACGGCCUGCUGCCUGACCUGAGGGACAAGAUAUAUGACAAAGACAGCGACCCCAGCACAUUCAGCACCGUCAGAGAACUCGGACUGAGUGCGGAAGUAUGGCUUUUGCGGACACGCAAACGCGGCAACAGCCACAACGAAGAAGACAGCGAUGCCGAGAGGACGAGACCGUCAAAAAGCGCACGGAUGCAGCCCUGAAUGUACAGGCACUCGAGAAACAGGGCGAUCCCGAUUCUGUGGAUAUUGUCGAUACGAGAAGUACCACCAACCUGAUACAACCUGACCACCAUAUCCCGGCGGCUGGGCCAAGGGACCGCCAGAGGGCCGUAGAGCAUCUUGGCGAUUUGCAGAGUGUAAAAGAGCAUCUUGGCGAUUGUCAGAGGGCCACAGCGCAU